This is a messenger RNA of Vollenhovia emeryi, 593 nucleotides long. RefSeq lists its product as uncharacterized. Gene Ontology annotation, biological process: sensory perception of taste. The record is from RefSeq and is a predicted model, not a curated record. The transcript has 3 exons. NCBI's taxonomy places the organism in Eukaryota, Metazoa, Arthropoda, Insecta, Hymenoptera, Formicidae. The annotation marks the transcript as partial. Gene Ontology annotation, cellular component: membrane.
UAAAAUGGAUAUUUAUUACGUGGUUCAUGGUGAUUUUCGUGACAUGGUUUAUCGAUUCUUUAUGGUUUAUAGAGAAGUAUAACGACAUACGAGCCAUGUUCAUCCCUAUCAUUAAAGAUUAUCCUUUCCACAUCAAUAUGUUUAUGGACCUAAUGUAUAUGCUUAUUUUAAAUUAUAUAGGUGCUAGAUUGGAUAAAAUAAAUGACUGCAUGGAAGAAUUGUCAGAGACUGAAGAAUAUGGGCUAAGAUGCACAUGGAAAAAAUCUUUUAUUGUUACUCGACCUUAUAUGCGCGGCGCUGGAAAUCGCAAGCGUAUAUUAUGGACCGUAAUGCAUCUUCAUUCGUCACUUUGCAGAAUAGCUCUUGAUAUACAUGGCUUAUUCAAACUACGUAUGACCCUACAGAUGAUAUCUUAUUUCAUUGUUUUAAAUGCAAUGUUUUAUUUUGAAUAUCAAACAUUGUUAUGCUUAAAAGAAAUGUAUGGCGGUGAUUCAAUUCGACUAAAGUUAUUACUUUGUAGCGACAUAUGGUUUACUAUAUGUUUAACGAAAGUAAUAUCAUUUAACCACAUCUGCGAAAAUGUUAGCGAUAAA